Hevea brasiliensis (rubber tree) is the source of this 3256-nucleotide messenger RNA. Its product is annotated as zinc finger CCCH domain-containing protein 30. NCBI's taxonomy places the organism in Eukaryota, Viridiplantae, Streptophyta, Magnoliopsida, Malpighiales, Euphorbiaceae. The transcript has 2 exons. Gene Ontology annotation, molecular function: protein binding; metal ion binding. The record is from RefSeq and is a predicted model, not a curated record. Bases 418 to 2661 code for a protein of 747 amino acids.
CCAUUUCUCUCUCUCUCCUCCAACCCCAAUAUCUCCGGGAUUAAAUUUGAAUUUAAAUGUGCCCCGGAUGUCCCUUCGUUUCAUUUCCAUUUCAGUUUGGAAACGUUACUCAGCUCUCUCCCUCUAUAGGAAAGAAAGUUUUCCUUUCAUUUCAUUUCCUUUCAUUUCCUUUCCUUUCCUCUCUAGCUGCAACAAGUUCCUCUAUUUCUUCCUUUCUUCUUGGUGUCAUCGAUGGAGACUGAAGCUGCAAGAAGCUUUCUAAAUCCAAAAUUUUUAUCUCUUACUCUGUUGCCUGAAUCGGCUUUUGAUCUUUUUACUCUAGAUCAAGUAUGAGUUGAAGCUUGUUUUCUGGAUCUGUUGAUUUUCAAGUUAUUAAGCUGUUCUUGGCUUCAAAUUGUUAUUAUCGUUGAUUGAAGCAUGUGCGGUGGUCCAGAUAGAUCAUCAAAAUCAUCUGCUCCAUCUCCAUCUACUGGAGAUACCACACGUAACACCAAAGAUAUGAAUCAUCUAACUGUUGAAACCGGAGAUUGUUUUUCCAGUUUACUUGACCUUGCAGCUAACAAUGAUGUUGAAGGCUUUAAGCGAUUGAUAGAACAGGAUGCUUCCUCAGUUGAUGAGGUUGGGUACUGGUAUGGCCGCCAAAAGGGGUCAAAGAAUAUUGUUCUUGACCACAGGACUCCAUUAAUGGUUGCUGCUACAUAUGGCAGUGUUGAUGUUCUUAAGUUUUUACUUACUGAUACAGAUGCUGAUGUUAAUCUCUCAUGUGGGAUGGACAAAACCACUGCACUUCACUGUGCUGCUUCUGGUGGUUCUCUUAAUGCUGUUGAUGCUGUUAAACUGCUUUUAUCAGCAGGUGCAUGUGCGAAUUGCCUAGAUGUCAAUGGCUAUCGCCCCAUUGAUGUUAUUGUUGUUCCGCCAAAGCCACAUGGCAUGAGGGUUGCUCUUGAAGAGCUUCUCUCAAACAGCGUUUCUAGUGUUUCAUUAGGUGAGCACAAUUGUAAUGGGUCUGUUGGUGAGCACUCUUCUAAUGGCUUUGUUGGCGGCUGCAAUCUAGGGGUGUCAAUAAGUACCUCUAAUACUAGCUCACCAGCCCUUUCUUCAUCAUCCGAAAAUGGCUCGCCGUCUUCUCCUUCUGUGUUGGUAUCUUCUCCUGUGGCCUCAAAGUACAAUGAUCUGCCAACAAUGACUAUUUCUGAGAAGAAAGAAUAUCCAAUUGAUCCAUCGCUCCCUGAUAUUAAGAACAGCAUCUAUGCAACAGAUGAGUUUCGCAUGUACUCUUUCAAGGUCCGCCCAUGUUCUCGGGCAUAUUCGCAUGACUGGACCGAGUGCCCUUUUGUUCAUCCAGGAGAGAAUGCACGUAGAAGAGACCCACGGAAGUUUCACUACAGUUGUGUGCCCUGCCCUGAUUUUCGUAAAGGGGCCUGUAGGCGUGGGGAUAUGUGUGAGUAUGCUCAUGGGGUUUUUGAGUGUUGGUUGCACCCCGCCCAAUACCGAACUCGACUUUGCAAAGAUGGCACUAGUUGCAAUAGGCGGGUCUGCUUUUUUGCCCAUGCACAGGAAGAGCUCAGGCCCUUGUAUGUCUCCACAGGAUCUGCUGUCCCUUCACCACGAUCAUCUGCAUCUGCGGCUAGUGUCAUGGACAUGGCAGCUGCUUUGAGCCUUUUGCCUGGUUCCCCAUCAUCAGUCUCUGCCAUGUCCCCUACCCCUUUUAACCCACCAAUGUCUCCUACAGCAAGUAGUAUUCCUCACUCAUCAGUUGCGUGGCCACAGCCAAAUGUACCAACACUACAUCUCCCAUUAAGCAACCUUCAAUCAAGUCGCUUGAGAUCAUCCCUUAGUGCCCGUGAUAUCCCACCUGAGGAUCUUAAUUUGUUGCCAGAUUUUGAUGCCCGGCAACAGAUUUUAAAUGAUUUAACAUGUUUUUCAGAGUCUCGUAACAAUUCUGUAUCUUUGAACCGAUCUGGUCGGUCUAAAGCACUAACUCCAUCAAACCUCGAAGAGCUUUUUUCUGCUGAAAUCUCGUCUCCCAGGUUUGCUGAUCAAGCUGCUGCAGUUUUCUCCCCCACACACAAGUCAGCUGUUCUCAAUCAGUUCCAGCUGCAGCAGAGCAUGUUAUCACCUAUUAAUACAAGUGUUUUCUCCCCAAAAAAUGUUGAGCACACUCUACUGCAGGCUUCAUUUGGUGUUGGAUCUCCUGGAAGGAUGUCACCACGAAGCGUAGAGCCUAUCUCUCCAAUGUCCCGUCUCUCAGCAUUUGCCCAGCGGGAGAAGCAGCACCAACAACUACGGAGCCUUAGUUCAAGGGAUCUUGGAUCAAACAAUCCUGCAGCCUCAAUGAUUGGAUCUCCAGUGAAUUCUUGGACUAAGUGGGGUUCACCAAAUGGGAAUUUUGAUUUGUCUGUUAGUGGAGGAAAUGAACGGGGUUACUUGCAAAGAUCUUCGUCAUUUGAGCUUGGAAACAAUGGUGAUGAGCCUGACCUCUCCUGGGUACAGUCUCUGGUUAAGGAAUCACCUCCUGAGAUGAUUAAGGAGAAGUAUGGCGUACCUGUUUCUGGUGCAGCCUCAUCUGGUGAGGGAUUUCCUAAUUCUCAAAUUGAUUGUGUUUUAGAAUCUUGGCUUGAGCAGAUGCAGCUUGAUCAGCAGCAACAGCUUGUAGUCUAGUUAAAAGUAUUCAAUUUUUACUCAAUUGAGAUAGGUUAAAGAAUUUUCUCGAAGGUAAAUAUUUUUUUGUGGGCUUUUGGCUGAUCGGAAAGUGAAAUUGGUAGGGUAACAUUAGAGAAGGUAUGGAAGAAAGGUGAAAGGUAAAGAAUUGGCUUUAAGUUUAAGGGAAAUUAUUCAAUUUUUUACCAUUUAUUGUUUAAAGCAAAGAUUGGAAGGAUGAAGCCUCUCUGGGCUAUGCUAAUGAAAACCAGUCCAGGUUUGGUCUCUCUUCUCCAAUAUAUCUGUUCCUAGGAUCAAUUAUUUAGUGUUAUUUCCUUUUCCAAAGGGAAGCUUUAGCUACCUGUUUCAUUUUGCAAUGAAACCAUGAGUUGUAUCUUUUAAUAGUAUCUUUAUUUCUUCAAUAUUUCCAUUUUCUGGAUCUGUUUACUGUUAUAAGAAAUGGUGAGAGGAGGGUAAAUCUUUCAAGAGCUUCAAUGGAUGAUGCGUUCCGAUGUGAAUGCGCUAUGGGUGGGGAUCAGAUAGUGGGGAGCCAUUAUGCUUUCUUUGAUGAUGUAAAACUGAAUUUUAAAGAUAUUAAAUUCUACACCUUUGUUUU